Cyclocybe aegerita is the source of this 627-nucleotide messenger RNA. NCBI's taxonomy places the organism in Eukaryota, Fungi, Basidiomycota, Agaricomycetes, Agaricales, Hemipholiotaceae. The record is from the annotation of a GenBank genome assembly.
AUGUCCAAAGGCUCCAAGGAGGGUGCGAAGAAUCAACCGCGUGUCUCUGCGAUUCAGGCGUCGGCGUUGAAGACACUGAAUCUAACACGCCGUCAGCGUCCGUCAACUUUCUUCUACCUUCCUUCGGAACUGCUUCGGGAUCCCCUUGUCUCGGGUGUGCUCGAGCGAGUAACCAGUUUGGCUAUUUCCUCGCCUGUAUGCCAGGACCUCGCAGCCUUCUGGGGGCCUAAAGUGUUUAGAAGACCUUCACUUUAUCCUCAGUACUGGCUAUUACGCAGCUCACAGUUUCCGGUCCAUCGUCGACCUAAACGCCUCCACGCGCUCAAGUUCACCCUCAAGACGAGCAUAUUUCCCGGCUGCAUUGACAUGCAUCAAAAAAAGGAUCGAAACAUUUCUUCUCUCAAUUUCUUCCUCCGUCGUCCACACAAGAGGGGUACAGAGGAGGGGAUCAAGCGAUACCGCACCGCCAUGGUAGAGACCAGCAUGACCCGCGUUGCCGACGCUCGACAUGCUGGUCUCCUGAAUUUCCAUUCCUCUGGCGGGACAUUUGUUCCACUUUCCACUCUCUCCGAUGUGUACAUCGAAUGGGCAGAUGAGAUGAUUGGAUUCGUCCAUACAGAAUACUAG